UGAUUGUAAGCACUUUUACAUAAUGUCAACUCUAUGGUAGUUGUAUUCAUAAAUCAAUGUACUAUUGAGAUAUAUAUGUUGAGAAAUAUAAUUAGCUGGAGUAUAUUUUAAUGAUAUGAUUGACACUGUGUAUUUAUUUAUUUGUUUGCUUAUUUAUUUGUGUAGUCAUUAAGCACGUUUACUCAGGACAAAAUACUCUUCCAUCCCAUGCACUUCUGUGAAACUGUAUAAUAGCAUUUAGGGUAUUUUGAUCAUCGGGGGGGAAAACUAAGUGCUACGUCAUAGUUACCAUACCGGCGUCAUACCCUCCCCCUAGUGGUAGACCUAGUUAACACGCCUGGUAACAAAGCUACGUGGGUUACUUAUUAACGUUAACCCAGGUUCAUUACUCAUCGGGGAACCUGCGAAGCAAGAUACUUCCCGGCCAUGCUGACCUGUUGCAUCUGAAAAAUGGAAGUUGUCAGCAAAGGAACGGCCACUGAGGAUGACGGGGACGGGGUUUUCUCUAUCACUCCCAAUGAAGAAGAAGAUGUUAGGGUUCAGGUUUCGUACACGGCUGCCAGAGAGGAAGAACUCGCGGCUGAAAUAAUAAUUCUCCCAGACCGCAAAUCCCAUGUGUCAAGUGAUGGGGAUGCAGCACGGGCUUUCCUGGAUCACCCAAAAUCAGAAGUUAACGCAAAACUAUGCCACCGCUUCAAGUAUUGCGGGAACGAAAGUGAUCCUGAGGCGGCGGACACAAGAGGAAGUUUAGUCUCGGAAGCCCCAGGGAAGCGAAAAGGCUGCCCGGGUCUCGGCCUGUUUUACGCUUUGCUGGCGUCGACUUUCUUCUCCGUUGUGGCUCUCCUGGUGAAGAAGAUAGAGGGCGUCCAUGCUGUGGAAAUCAGCGCCAUCCGCUGCUUUUUCCAAAUGACGUUUGUUCUGCCAGCACUGAUUUAUUAUAAAACUGGCUUCCUAGGACCAAGAGGACAGCGGAUCUUCCUGUUUCUGAGAGGGAUCCUUGGCUCUAAUGCCAUGAUCCUCUUAUAUUAUGCCGUACAGCAGAUGCCACUGGCUGAUGCGACCGUCAUUGUUUUCAGCAACCCGGUCUUCACCACCGUGCUGGCCUGGAUCUUCCUCAAGGAGAAGUGUACAAUCUGGGAUUUUGUCUUCACCAUUUUUACGCUGACAGGGGUCAUACUGAUCGCCAGACCUCCGUUCCUCUUUGGAUCAGAUGCUUCUGGAAUUGAGGGAGACUACACAAACCACGUCAAGGGCACCAUCGCAGCCUUCCUGUCUGCGGCUGGGGCGGCCUGCACUUUAGUGGUGCUCAGGAAGAUGGGUAAAAACGUGCACUAUUGCCUAUCUGUGUGGUACUAUGCAGUCAUUGGUCUGAUCGAAUGCCUCAUCGCGUUAUUCGUCAUAGAUGAGUGGACCGUACCAUUCUGUGGGUGGGACAGGUGGAUCCUCAUAGUGAUAGGAGUCCUUGGAAUCGCUGGGCAAACAUUCCUCGUCAAAGCGCUGCAAAUUGAAAAAGCCGGACCCGUCGCCCUGAUGAGGACCAUAGACGUAGUGCUGGCCUUCUUCUGCCAGUUCAUCUUCCUUGGCCACAGUCCAACGUGGUGGAGCUUGGGCGGGGCACUGUGUGUGAUAAGCAGCACUACCGGUGUGGCCGUGCGGAAAUGGUACAGCAGCACCAGAAAGCACUGACUGAGCACCCACUAUGCCCAACAAGAGACACCAAUACUGAAACGGCGUAGUCCUUUAGCACCGGAAUUACUAUUCAUAAUAUUCAGCUGCAAAUGUUGAUCAGGGUCACAAGGGCGAGUCUGGCGUCUGGCUUAGGGCACAAAGCUGCGGUACUCCCUGGCCGGGAUGCCAGUCCAUCGCUGGGCAUAUACUUAUGGCCACACUCCUGUGCUACGGGCACUUCAGAGACUCCAGUUAGCCAAAGUGUGUCUUUGGAUCGUGCCCAGAGUGGAAACGCUCACUACAUCCAGAGGGCUUGCAAACUCCACGCACAUGAAGCAGAAGCAACGUGUUUGAUUCCAUCAUAUAUGUGAUCUUAUCAAUCCUCCCUUUACCAACACACACUUUCUCAGAUUUUUAUACCGUACCGUAGUUUUUCUAUUUAUUUACACGGGAUAUUUCCUGGCACUAGCAAGUAGAAUAUUUGAUACUGUAUUUUAUUUUAAAUGGCACUGGGUAUAUAUCAAUACUGCCAAGAAUCAAAUGUUUUUCUAAUUGCUGUGCUACAAAGCUGUAAACCAAGAAUUGCUUUUCACUUGAAUGCAACAGACCUGUCCUUCUGGUUCAUGUUAAUGAAUAACUAUCCAUCCAUCCAACCAUCCAUCCAUCUUCUGUACCUGCUUAUCCUAUUCAGGGUCGCAGGGGGGGGGAUAUUUACAAUAUAUAUAUAUAUAUAUAUAUAUAUAUAUAUAUAUAUAUAUAUAUAUAUAUAUAUAUAUAUAUAUAUAUAUAUAUAUAUUAUAACCAUUCAGUAUAAUAGUGAAAUAUGUUUAAUAUCAAUGAUCCAUGACAAUCGUAAAAGAUUACUAUAGUAUAGUAAAUUUAAGAAGCCUACUUUUAGUAAAACAAUGACAUUUUAUAUGACACUUCUUGUUUGUGUUUUUCAGUAAAGAUUUUCGGAGAAAGCAAUAACUUUUUGCUAAGUGCAUUAAACUUGCACAUUAAGUCAUGCGAGACCAAAGUAAUGAAAGAAAUAAAAGUUUUUAAAAACCCUCAUGAUUAACACUAUGUCGUUCGUAAGUUCUACGUUAAAAGAUAGAACCUAAGAACGAUGUGGCGUUAAGGAGGCUUGGGGAAAUUCAUCCCGGCACAGUGAAAUCUACUACAACCUUAUUACUGUAGCAAAACAAUACCGUGCCACAAAUCACGCUUGAUACUGUAGAGCAUGCUUUUAGCUUACGAUAAUUAACUUUACUGAGCAUUAUUGCACUAAAUGUUGUCUUAUACGAUGCAGUGUAUGCUGUUCGUGGUCUAGUUUUAAGUGAUGAAGGUGAUUGAAAACCUAUGAAAGAUCUGUCAAAACAGUCGCUUUAAGGGUUGUGACUUGUGCAUUACGUGUUUUGAUUUAUUUAUAUAAAUGCGUGUUACAAUUUAUGAUUAUUCGUAUUGUUAUAUAAUUUAUAAUACACGCAUAAUUAGGUGAAGAUCACCAUGUACAUUUCAUAUUGAUUAGGUGCAGAGAGUGCUGUUAUUCAAAAUGAUGGUAAAUGGUUUGAAAUAAGAGGUUGUCAAUUUUUCAUUCACACAGUUACUCUCUGACCAUGGACAGAUAUUCGUGCUCAGUCUGUACUUUCACCUCCGAGUCCAAUAACUAGUUCUGCAAAUACUGCAGAGCAGAAUAUAAUAUUGUCAAUAUUUAUGGGACUGAACACAAAAACUAUUGUGGCAUUCUGGAGGAGUUACUAAGGUAACUAAGAUACGUAACCUUUGCAUUUAGCACUUAACAAUUCUUGCUAUUGUUGUUUUGAUGGACGGUGUGGUUUAUGAAUAUGCUACAUAAACAUUUAAAGUACAAAAGCAAAGAGUACGCAUAUUUCAUUUCCUGGGUUUUGUAUUUUUCUAUCUACGUUUAGAAUUUGAGACAAACUGAUCAAGUAUGCCCACGAUCAUACUACAUGUCAAGAAAUUACUUGAAAUGUUUUAGUCUUUCAGAUUAAAAAUGUCCAUCACUGUAACACUCAUUGUCGUGCUUUGUGAUUACAUAUACUUUUUAUAUUAUGUUUCUUAAAGGUGGCUUUG
Molecule: messenger RNA, 3744 nt
Organism: Brienomyrus brachyistius
Lineage: Eukaryota; Metazoa; Chordata; Actinopteri; Osteoglossiformes; Mormyridae
Gene: slc35g1
Product: solute carrier family 35 member G1
Exons: 3
Coding region: 451-1686 (411 amino acids)
Biological process (GO): regulation of cytosolic calcium ion concentration; calcium ion export across plasma membrane
Cellular component (GO): endoplasmic reticulum membrane; plasma membrane
Source: RefSeq, a predicted model, not a curated record